This is a messenger RNA of Yamadazyma jaroonii, 1734 nucleotides long. The record is from the annotation of a GenBank genome assembly. Lineage: Eukaryota; Fungi; Ascomycota; Pichiomycetes; Serinales; Debaryomycetaceae.
AUGUUGCCCAGGUAUUAUAACAAGAAGUUAAGGUUCUACUUACCUAUACUUAUCAUAAUAAUAUGUUUACUUUAUUCCGUACAGAACAUAUUACUUACGAAAGUAAAUCAACUCGAACUCGAUAAGAAUAGCAUAAAUCUCCACAAGUUUAGUAGUUUUAAUCCAAAGUUCACUACUUCUGAGAUCAUUAAAAUCAUCAAUAACCAUGAAAAUGAUGGUCAAGACCAAGAAACUUCCAUUAUAGGCGAUGAAAAUGGGAUUUGGUUUCAUUGGGAUGAUUAUUUGGAUACUUACCCCGGUAACUCCAUUUUACAAGAUGUAAAAGUCGAUGAUUCACCAUGCAAUUGUUCAGCAGAAAUGAUUUCAUAUGGUUCAGUCAACGGUUACUGGAUGGAAAGUUACAAUAAAAAAGUUUUAAGGGGAAUGACGAACGUUUUCUGUAUCAAAGAUAUUCCUAGUAAAGUCUAUUUGACAACAGAUUAUAAUAUGGUAGAGAUCCCUGUGAAAGGGAAGAAAAGAUUUGGGUCUUUAUUAAACAAUGACAAUCUUUUGAAUUUCGAAAAUAUAAAUAAAGAAUCAUUGAAGUUGAAAACUUUACCAUUAAAGAAACUUUCCAAUUAUAAAAAGAUAGACGUUAACGAUUUCUAUUUCAAUCCUGAUUAUGAAAUCAUGCAAUUAAAGAAUCAAGAAUUAGACGAAAAACAGAAAAAGUAUUUAGAAUUCUUAAAGUAUGCGAACAAUAUCGUGGACAAUUCUGAUAGAUACUUUAAAUAUCCUUGGAUUAUUACUGAUGUAGUUCAAGGAAAUUCCCAUCAUUUAGCUUAUCCUUUCUUCAAAAGAUUCAUAAGUAUCAGGGAACGUCAAAGUAUCAUUCAACAUUUAGUCAAGAGUUGGUUCGAAUUCACUGAAGCAAUCGAUGUCCCAUCAUGGAUUAAUUAUGGAUCAUUAUUAGGAUGGGCCUAUAAUGGGGUUAACAUGCCAUGGGAUACUGAUGUGGAUGUUCAAUUACCUAUCAAAUCAUUGGACUAUUUAGCUCAAAACUACAACAAUACAUUGAUCAUUGAAAAUCCAAAGUUUGGAAACGGGAAAUUCUUUUUAGACAUUAGUCCCACCUACAUCAAGCAAGGUAAUGGUAGAAAUUUCAUAGAUGGAAGAUUCAUCGAUAUCAAUUCAGGUCUUUACAUCGAUUUAUCAGCAUUAAGUCAUACUAAUUUCAAACCCCCAAAAGAUUUGGACGAAGAAUUUGAAGAUGACAUUUUAGUUCAUUGUAAGCAUUUUAACUGGCAUUCAUUAGCGGAAAUUUUACCUAUCCGUCAUACAUUCUUCGAAGGUUCUCCAGUUUAUAUCCCAAAUAACAUUUCAUCUCUUUUAUCAAGGAAAUAUGGUAAAGAGUCAUUCACUACAAAAUUACAUUUCCAAAACUAUAAUUAUCAAACAGAUAUUGAUUUAUGGGUUGCUGACGAAAUAUGUGACAAAUCCCCCGAAAUUGAUAGAUUCACCGAUAGCUCGGAAAAAGAAUUAACAAAAGAAGGAUCUUGUGAUUCCCCUAUCUUGAGGGAUGAAUAUAGAAUUAAUUUCGAAUCAAUUAAACGUCAUAAAUUAUUGGAUUCAGAUAUUGAUCACCCUAUUUUCCAAGAUUUGGAAGAUUUGAAAUUAUCAAGAAAGGAUGCAUGGGAUUAUUUUAACGAUAUAAAUAGGGGUGUUGGUAACGGUGACUGGUUUCAUGAAUAUUAA